AUGGAAAUGUUACUGGUGCUGAUCCGCUUGGCGCCGUACCCUUUCAAUGUCAUGAACGCUAUUCUAUCCGCGACACAUAUCCCGCUUUCGACCUACAUUGUCGCAACCGCCAUCUCACUCACCAAGCUGGCACUUCACGUCUAUAUCGGAUCGACACUCUCAACACUCACAGGAGGCGAUGGAGACGACACGGACCCCGAGAAGGAUCCCAACAAUCAUGGAAAGCGAGUCAAGGUCUUUAUUAUGGUCAUGGGCAUCAUUCUAGGAAUUGGCGUUGGAGCGUAUGUUUGGGCGGUGGCGAAACGAGAGAUUGCGAUUACCGAAGCUGCGAGGAUGGAACGCCGACAGCGGAGGAGACGAGGUGGUAGGAGAGGAGGAGGAGAGGGUCUGUCGGCAAAUGGUGGAGAUGGUGGGAUUGAGUUGAGAGAUCAGCAUAGUGGGUAUAUCCCAGAUGUUGAUUUAACGAAUCGACACUCGGUCGAUGGGUUCUUUUCUGGAGCAGCAUCAGGAAGAGGGGGAGAGGGACAAGAUUUGUCGGAUGCCAACCAUUUUGUUGGAGGAGCUGGUAACGAAAGCGGUCGGUAUCAGGACUAUGAGGAUGAUGGAGACGACCAUGAAGGCAACUUGCUUUUUGGAACUGGAGGGCAAUCUCAACAACAGCGGUCACAGCAACAUGGAGAAUGGAGGAAUGUUGGAGCUGCUAGUGCUAGUGCUAGCCAUACCGACUCUUCAACAGAUUCUGAUGAGUCAGACUUCUUUGACGAUUCUGAAGACGAGGAUGAUGAAGGAGAUUUGGAGCGAGGGUAUGGACUAGGACGUGACCUGGAUGGCGGCGAUAGGACAGGCGGCAGAGGUGGUGGUGAUGGCUAUGGAGAGGAUGAUGGUAGGUUUGGAGAAGGGGAGGACGAGGCGUUGGAUUUCUCGGCGCAUCAUGCAGGACUUGUCGAUUCACCUUGGCAGGAUGAUAAUGAUGAGGGUGGUGAGGAUGAUAGGCUUGAUCUUUUGGGCGGUGAGGAAGAGAGAGGAGGAAGUGAGACGCAAGGACGAUAG
Molecule: messenger RNA, 1050 nt
Organism: Linnemannia hyalina
Lineage: Eukaryota; Fungi; Mortierellomycota; Mortierellomycetes; Mortierellales; Mortierellaceae
Source: the annotation of a GenBank genome assembly